This is a messenger RNA of Cyprinodon variegatus (sheepshead minnow), 1217 nucleotides long. RefSeq names its product tyrosine-protein phosphatase vhp-1-like. The transcript has 5 exons. Gene Ontology annotation, cellular component: cytoplasm. Gene Ontology annotation, biological process: protein dephosphorylation; negative regulation of MAPK cascade. Gene Ontology annotation, molecular function: MAP kinase tyrosine/serine/threonine phosphatase activity; protein tyrosine/threonine phosphatase activity. Bases 65 to 1075 code for a protein of 336 amino acids. The record is from RefSeq and is a predicted model, not a curated record. NCBI's taxonomy places the organism in Eukaryota, Metazoa, Chordata, Actinopteri, Cyprinodontiformes, Cyprinodontidae.
CGCUCAGAAGCGGGGCAGCAGUGAGAGAAGAGAGGAGCAUCCAGGAGAGAACCUCCCACACACAAUGGUCUGGUUCCAGGACCCUGAAGCAGAGCGGCCCCCGCUGUCCAUCAUCCUGCCGCGGCUCUACCUGGGAGCGGAGCGCGACGUGACGCAGGACCGCCUGGCCGCUCUGGGGAUCUCCUACGUCCUCAGCGUGAGCAGAUGCAGCCCCCAGCCCUCCUUCCUGCCGGGCUCCCGGUUCCUGCGGAUCCCCAUCGAUGACUCACUGAGGGCCGAGCUGCUGCCCUGGAUCCCUCAGGCUCUGAGCUUCAUAGAUGCAGCCAUGUCCUCGGGGGCCUCGGUUCUGGUCCACUGUGCCGCAGGAAUCUCCCGCUCCCCGGCUCUGGCUGUGGCCUACGUUAUGUACCGCCUGGAGAUGGACCUGGACCACGCCUACAGGUUUGUCAAAGAGCGCCGACCCACCAUUUCCCCAAACUUCAACUUCCUGGGACAGCUGCAGCUCUUCCAAAGCACCCUCAACCAGAAGGGCCCCGGCGGCGACCCGAUGGCGCGGCAGCAGGAGAACCAGGGGCCCUCGGCGGAUGAGACAGUCAGCAGGUCUUUGUGCAGUCAGAACCAGAACUAUCUGAGUCAGUCCGUCUCUGCGGACCCGUCACAGCCCAGAUGCUCACUACUCCAUGACAGCGGGAAGCAGCAGGGGCCACAGACUCUGGAUCAGAACCACCAGUGCAGCAGGGGCCCUCAUGAGGCCCAAAGCACAUGUCUACAAUUCCCAUCAGGUACUGCUUCCCUCCUGGAGAGACGGAAAAGCCUCUCCCUCUCUUUGAGGCCCCUGGGGACCUGCACCCCCCCUCUGGCCAGCAGCAGUCCUCAGUCUGCAGGGGCCCCGCAGCCAGAGGAGGUGCUCAGGGGCCCCUGCCAUAGCCAAAGCCCAGUGAAGGUGCGGGGCCCGCUGUCCCCGUUCAGCCUCUCCCUGAACAAGCUGCUGGAGUGGGGGGAGAGGUUGCUGCUGGGGGGCCUGUUUGUCCCCCCUGUGAGGAUGGGGCAGCUUUCUCUGUCCUACAGAUACUGAGGGGGCGGGUCUUUGCAUGUUCCCCGUGUCAUUUCCUGUUCCUCAUCAUUUCCCCUCAGCUGAAUGUCAACGGAUUCCUGACAGUCGGUUGCUUCUGUUUGCAGACAUUUUGCUCCACAGCUUCAAAUCUAUUAAAGAUUUU